This is a messenger RNA of Selaginella moellendorffii, 1121 nucleotides long. RefSeq names its product zinc finger CCCH domain-containing protein 13. Gene Ontology annotation, molecular function: metal ion binding. Lineage: Eukaryota; Viridiplantae; Streptophyta; Lycopodiopsida; Selaginellales; Selaginellaceae. The record is from RefSeq and is a predicted model, not a curated record. The transcript has 10 exons. The coding region runs from base 145 to 984 and encodes 279 amino acids.
UUAGCCAGUUAGGGUGUAUUCUGUAAAAGAGUGUCCAAGAACGGUGCCGCUGAAGGCUAUUCGGCUCGCUGCUCCUCGCUUCCCUGUAGGAUUCUCACGCGCCCUAGUUUCUUGCCCGAUUCUUGGGCCUGGUCGAGCGCCGCGAUGCCAGAUAACCGGGAGCUGUACAAGACGAAGCUGUGCAAUCUCUUCCAGAGAGGGAAUUGCCAUCGGCAGACAUGCUCCUUCGCCCACGGGGAGGAAGAGCUCCGCCGGGUGCCUGGUCGAUCGGGAUAUUACAGCCGCAGAAGCGAGGACCGCUUCUACAACAGGCGCACCUACGACAGGAGGGGCUCUUACGAUCGAGGAGGUAGCCGCUCGAGGUCGCCGACUAGGCAGCGAACCAGUCGGUCCUUAUCGUCUCCAAGAUCUACGGGACAAAAGAGAUCGGGCUCGAACCUAGAUAGAGAUGGCGAUGGAAAGAGGAUCAAGGGCGAUCGUGUGAGCGAGCUGUCGGAGGUGAGGGCGCUCGGGGACGGUCAGUCCGAUGGAAAAGAGGUGCAAUCCAGCUCUCUAAACGAGCAGCUGCAUGAGGUCGGGACUGACUUGGACGCCCUCGACAAGCAGAAGUCGCAGCUCGAGUCUUCUUUGCAGAACGCUUUGCUAGAGAACUCGCGGAUGGCAUCCAGGAAUUCGGAAGCCGAGUCAAAGAUCGGUAACCUGACCUUCCAAGUGAAGAGCUUUGAAAGGCUCCGAAAGUCAAUUGUACGUGUCUUCCGUCUUCGCGAGGAGCUCAAAAUGGCGGAAUCGAGGCUGGACAAAGAAGCUUCGGAGCUGGCUAGAAGUGAAGACAUCAGGAUGUUUGAUCCGCCGUAUGAUGGAGACUAUUCCAACCAUAGCAGAUGGAAUCGCUCGAACGGAGAUAUACCACCACCACCUCCUCCACCGGACAAAUACAGGAUGAAUGAUAUUGCUCCCGAACCUCCCCAUUAUGAUAACCAUUGACUCUGUGACUGCACUGAAGAUUUCUUUUAUUUUAUACUGAUUAUCACACUUUGCUUUGGCGAAAAUUUUCCCUUUAUCGAUGCUGUUUUGCAGCUUCUCUUGAAAUUUGUAUAAAAAUAUGGAGCUGCGUUUAUUUC